This is a messenger RNA of Malassezia pachydermatis, 1515 nucleotides long. RefSeq names its product anthranilate synthase component. Gene Ontology annotation, molecular function: anthranilate synthase activity. Gene Ontology annotation, biological process: L-tryptophan biosynthetic process. The transcript has 2 exons. Bases 1 to 1515 code for a protein of 504 amino acids. Lineage: Eukaryota; Fungi; Basidiomycota; Malasseziomycetes; Malasseziales; Malasseziaceae. The record is from RefSeq and is a predicted model, not a curated record.
AUGUCGGUGUAUCAACUGCAAGUGCAUCCGCCGCUUGCGGAUGUGCAGGCAGCCCUGGAUCCAGCAGAUGGCUCGCGAAAGGGUACUAUCAUGCCUGUGUACUGCAAGGUGCCGUCGGACCUGCUAACGCCUGUCAUGGCCUACCUGCGGUUGUCUAAGGGAGCUGAGCUGGGCCGUGAGAGUUUCCUUCUGGAGAGUGUCAAGACAGGUGAACGUAUUGACCGGUACAGUUUCUUGGGCGCAUUGCCGAAGGAUGUUAUGCGUACGGGCCCCAAUCUGCCCUUGCAAGGGGAUCCGUUGAAACACCUAGAAGAACGUAUGCGUGGUUACGAUUAUGUCGCGUUGCCUGAGCUCAACAUGUUCACAGGCGGUGCAGUGGGCUACAUUAGCUUUGACUGUAUCCAGUACUUUGAGCCGAAGACCAAGCGCGAGCUGCGUGAUCCGUUUAACGGCAUGCCAGAAUGUGUCAUGAUGUUGUGCGAUACUGCCGUGAUCUUUGACCAUGUCUUUCAGAAUGUGUACUGCGUUGCGCAUGUGCACGUCACAGAAACGUCACAUAAUGUGCCAAGCUUGUACGAGGAGGCUGUACGGAAGGUCCAUGAGCUGUACCACGCCAUCCAUGAGGACGCAACGCCCUUGCCGAAGCAGGAUAUUAUUACGCCUGGCGAAGAGGCCGUGAGCAAUGUCGGCAAGGAAGGGUAUGAGCGCUUUGUGACCGAGCUGCGGAAGAACAUUCACCGCGGUGAGAUUUUCCAGGCGGUACCGUCGCAGCGUCUCUCACGACGUACGAAGCUGCAUCCAUUCAACUGCUACCGUCAUUUGCGCCGCAUCAACCCGAGCCCCUACAUGUUCUAUUUGGACUGUGGUGAUGCGCAGAUUGUAGGUGCAAGCCCUGAGACACUAUGCAAGAUCUCCAAGGGCAAGGUAGCGGUGCACGCGAUUGCAGGCACGGUGCGGCGAGGCAAGACGCCCGAAGAAGAUGAAGCGCUGGGCCAGGAGCUAUUAAACUCGGACAAGGACCGUGCUGAACAUAUUAUGCUAGUCGACUUGGCACGCAACGAUAUCAGCCGCGUUUGCGAUCCGACUACGACGCAGGUGGAGACGCUCAUGUCGAUUGAGAAGUUCAGCCAUGUGAUUCACUUAACGUCACGCAUAACAGGUCAGCUUCGUCCGAACCGUUCGAAAUUGGAUGCACUCCGCUCGAUUUUCCCUGCAGGCACAGUGAGUGGUGCGCCGAAAAUUCGCGCGAUUGAGCUGGUGACGCAGCUCGAGCAGGAGCGACGUGGUGUUUACGCGGGCGCCGUGGGCCGAAUUGAUUUUGCCCAGGACGAGUUGGAUGUCGCAAUUGCUAUCCGCACAAUGACGUUCAAGGACGGCAUGGUCUACCUGCAAGCGGGCGGUGGUAUCGUGUACGAUAGUGUGAAAGAAGACGAGUACAUUGAGACGGUGAAUAAGUUGGGCAGCAAUGUGCGAUGCCUAGCGGAGGCAGAAGCCGCGUAUGCGCAACAGUCGUAA